AUGGAAAACCAGCACAUCCUUCUUCUGGGAGCCACCGGUGCUUCUGGGUUGGCCUUCAUUGACGCCGCCCUCGAGAAAACCCAGAUGCCCAAACUUACGCUGUAUGUUCGCCCAGGCUCGAAAGCCAAGUUGCCGGCAUCGGCGACGAACAAUCCCAAUCCUGCCAUGAGAAUUGUGCAAGGGCAGCUCGACGACGUCCGGGCCCUGCGAGAGGCACUUUCAGGAUCAUCGACGGAUCCGGCCUUCCCGCCCGUAACCACGGUCGUUUCGUUCCUUGGUGCCUACCUUUCGUUCAAGGCCGUCUUCACACGCGACCAGUCUCACCCCAUCGCAGACGCUUUGCAGAGCGCCGUCUUACCCGCAGUGAAGACGUACAACAUCUCCCGCAUAUUGGUCCUCAGCACACCAACGGCUUUCUGCCAUGCCUCGGAGAGCAAGAAUAUGCCGUGGAAAUGGUGGUUCUAUACCUGGCUGCCGAGACUGCUCGCCCCGCAAGGCAAUGCAGAAAUGAAGGGCAUUGCCGAGGCCGUGGUCAAAGCCGGAACUGGAACUGGAUCUGGGGACGGAGACCAGGACCAGGACCACGCGCGCACCAGGCUCGACUGGACCGUGUUCCGCGUGCCGCAUCUGACAGACGGGGAUCCUCAUGCCACGGUGAUUGCAGGUAAUUUAGACCAAGCUUUCGCGGGAAGCACGGAGCUUAGCAGAGGCAGCUUGGUCAGAUGGGUGCUGGAAGAGAUAGAAAAGAAGAGUUGGGUGCGACAGGCACCGCUGUUGGCAAAUCCCUGA
Molecule: messenger RNA, 789 nt
Organism: Exophiala xenobiotica
Lineage: Eukaryota; Fungi; Ascomycota; Eurotiomycetes; Chaetothyriales; Herpotrichiellaceae
Exons: 1
Coding region: 1-789 (262 amino acids)
Source: RefSeq, a predicted model, not a curated record